UUCAGCUCCAAAAUGUCCAGCGAGAGAGUGAGGUUAGGGCGGUGAUCAGAUCUCGCGAGAAUCAUGAAUUGGACGGUCGGUUUUUCAUAAUUUCUGUUGUAAUUACGAAUUACUGAGAGUUUUCACGUGUUGUGGGGUGUUUUGUGGGGGUAAUAGAGGGUAAAUGUGUCUGUAAAAUCUGCAAACAUGUCUGGAUUCGCUGUCAAUGCUGUCUGCGGACUGGCGAGAGCUGCACAGACCAACACGUCCCUGUUGUCAUCCAUCUCCCGCCAGUCAAUCAUCCUGACGCAGAUCAGGAAUCACAACAAGCACUGGAAUCCGAAAUACAAGAAACUCCGAGCGGAGAAAGUCAUAAAAAUCAAGCUCCCGGAUUACCAGAAGGAGGAAGAUGAGGAGUUAGCAGCUGAGAAAGUCCGGACUAAAAUGAAGGAACAGGGUCUCCAGCCCAGCAGACCCUGGGUAGAGAGGCCCAUCUUCAUCAGUUGCACUGGAGCUAUUUUCGAGGAAUAUGUACCCCCUGAGGGCGAUGGAAAGUUCUCUGCAGUCUCCGGAGCAGGUGCAAAGCAAAAGGUAGAAUUCAUGACGAAAAAGGGUAAAUCUUAUUUUGCUGUGAAAAAAAUCAGAACUUUCCUGGAGGACUUCUCCCCUGGUGCAUUUGAAGAGGAUGUUCAAGAAACAUAUAUUAAAGCCCAUGAAGCUAUCGCCAACAAAGAUAAGGAGGCUCUACGAUUGCUUGUGACCGAGAAGGCAUUACCUGAAGUAAUGCACAAUACCCAAGAUAAAACGAUUCACUGGAAGUUUAUACAGUCUCUCACACUUCCUCGUGUUGUGCACGCCCGUUGCACAGACAUCAUCACCAAGGACAAUGUGUUUGGACAGAUAACUGUGCGUUUUCAUACUCAACAGACCCUCGCAGUUUACGACAGAUUUGGUCGUCUAAUACAUGGAAGUGAGUUCGUGAAGAAAGACGUACUGGAGUACGUGGUAUACGAGAAUCACUUGGCGAAUAAAUACGGUGCAUGGAGGAUUCAUGGAAAAAUCAUUCCACCCUGGAUGCCAGAACGAGAACACACCCGGAGGACUUAUCUGAUGAAGCCACCACCAGAGCCUGAACAGUUGGAGGAGCCACCGAAGCAGCCAGAAGUGUCUGUUGCACACGUCGAUAACGAUAUCUCGAGCCAACGACCAGCUGUUGCGUAGGAUUAUGUAAAAUAACGAAAUAAUAAAAAAAAACGUUGAUUAAUACAA
Diachasma alloeum is the source of this 1248-nucleotide messenger RNA. RefSeq names its product probable 39S ribosomal protein L45, mitochondrial (gene mRpL45). The transcript is spliced from 6 exons. Gene Ontology annotation, cellular component: mitochondrion. The record is from RefSeq and is a predicted model, not a curated record. Lineage: Eukaryota; Metazoa; Arthropoda; Insecta; Hymenoptera; Braconidae. Bases 187 to 1200 code for a protein of 337 amino acids.